This is a messenger RNA of Hordeum vulgare subsp. vulgare (domesticated barley), 879 nucleotides long. RefSeq names its product cleavage and polyadenylation specificity factor subunit 6-like. The transcript is spliced from 3 exons. The coding region runs from base 1 to 879 and encodes 292 amino acids. NCBI's taxonomy places the organism in Eukaryota, Viridiplantae, Streptophyta, Magnoliopsida, Poales, Poaceae. The record is from RefSeq and is a predicted model, not a curated record.
AUGACCAUUAAAAUGGAUCAGAAGAUGAUCAUCGUGUGCUCGGUCAUCGGCUCUCUCGGGGUGCUGAGUGCCAUCCUGGGGUUCUCGGCCGAGGGCACCAAGCUCACUAUUCUGGACGUGUACGUGGGUCUCGGGGUGUGCCUGUACCCGCGGAACCCCGCGCUGGGGCUCGGGGUGUGCGCGGCCAUCUUCCUGGUCGUAGCCCAGAUCAUCUUCGCGGCCCUCGGCGGUUGCUGCGGCUGCUGCAAGUCCCGCUCCAUGCCCUCCGGGAGCAAACGGAUCAUCGGCGUCGUCUGUGCCGUCUUCUCAUGGAUUGUGGCGGCGGUUGCCUUCGGGCUGCUGGUGGUAGGCGCGGCCGGGAACGCCACAGGGGCGCGGGAACCGACAAGGCUCGGCUAUUGCUACAUCCCCGACGACGGCAUUUUGGCCGGCGGCGCGGCGCUCUCGCUGGUCGCCACGGCCCUCGGGAUCACCUCCUAUGUGAUGCUCCGCAAGCAGCCUGCCACUGUUGCCGAGGCCACCGCGCCCAAGGAAGGCGAGCAGACGCCGGCGGGCGCCGCGGGAAUCUCGACGGGGCAGCCGCAGUUCCCGCAGCAGCCUCCCCAGGGGCAGACGCCUCCCGCGCCGACCAACUACCCGGAGUACUCUGCACCGCCCCAGGGGAAGCCGUAUGACCAAGCGCCUAACCCGCACUACCCGCCUCCUCCGGCACAGGGCUAUGGAGCGCACGCACCCAACCACCACCAGCAGCAGCUUCCCCCUCCUACUGCAGAAGGUUACGGAGAGCUGAGCCAGCAGUACCCCCCUCCUUCUGCUCCUGCAACUGCGCAGCUCCAUGGUGGACCGCACACGCCUCCUUUAGGACACGAACAGGUGUAA